Molecule: messenger RNA, 1860 nt
Organism: Plodia interpunctella (Indianmeal moth)
Lineage: Eukaryota; Metazoa; Arthropoda; Insecta; Lepidoptera; Pyralidae
Product: major facilitator superfamily domain-containing protein 12-like
Exons: 8
Coding region: 295-1713 (472 amino acids)
Biological process (GO): carbohydrate transport; transmembrane transport
Cellular component (GO): plasma membrane
Molecular function (GO): symporter activity
Source: RefSeq, a predicted model, not a curated record
AGCAGCAACACUAUAAUUGUCAAGUUCUAUAUUUUGUGUACCAAGUGGUCCUCCCACUUAAACUUUAACACUAGAAAGAAAAUGCUUAUUUUACUACCUACCCCUACCGUAGGUAUAUUACUUACUUGGCCCUUGAAAAACACAACAAAGUCUUGAUUUCUUACGAAUAUCACGUCAAUUGCAACAGCUCGUGCCUAUACACAUUACUGUUUUGCUUCUGCAAUUGUAAGGAAGAAAGGAAACACUACCUACACUGCAUUGUUGAAAGUGACUCUCAGGUUUAUUUCGUAAAAAAUGGAUAACGAACUUGUAGAUAUAUCGACAAGUUUAAAACUACAGUUUGGAUAUGGAGUUGGCCACAUUCUAAAUGAUGUUUGUGCUAGUUUAUGGUUUACGUAUUUAUUAGUCUUUUUUCAUUUAGUACUAGAAUUUAGUUCAAGUCAAUCUGGUAAUUUAAUGCUAAUAGGACAAGUAGUUGAUGCGAUUGCUACUCCAUUUGUUGGAUAUCAUUCAGACCAUACUAACAACAUAUUUAGUGUCAAGUAUGGACGGAGGAAACUUUGGCAUCUCUUUGGCACAGCAUGUACAUUAGCAUCAUUUCCAUUCAUCUUUUCUUCUUGCAUUGGUUGUUCAAUGACACAUAAAUGGGCCCAAAUGUUUUACUUUGCAUCAUUUAUAAUAAUAUUUCAAAUUGGAUGGGCAGCAGUGCAAAUCUCGCACUUGAGCUUAAUCCCAGAGCUUACAGACGAUGAUCAUACUAGAACACAUCUUACAGCUGUAAGGUAUGGGUUUACAGUUUUCUCCAAUUUGUUUGUUUAUGUUACCACAUGGGUAGUUUUACACAUUACUGGAGAAUGUGAUAAACAACAAGUGGGCCCAGCUGAUGCUUGGAAAUUUCGCCAUAUAGUUUACAUAGUACUAAGUUUAGGUAUUUUAGCAACAAUAAUAUUUCACUUGACUGUAAGAGAGAGAUCUACUAAUAGGAGACCAGAGCAGCUGAUCAAUUAUGAUAACAAUUCUGAGUCACGGGGCAAUGGAACCCAUUGCGAAUUUCUUCGGAAACCACAUCUUUAUCAGAUAGCUGGCAUAUACAUGAGCACGCGAUUAGUUGUGAAUGUGUCUCAGGUUUUGAUUCCAUUGUAUCUCCACCGUACGCUGGGCUUGGCGGCUCGUGCGUUGGCCAUAGUGCCUCUCGCAAUGUACCUCGGCAGUCUGGGGGCGGCUGGCGUGCAGCGACUGGCCCCAAGGUCCUGCAGUCGAAAACUUAACUACUUAUGUGGAUGUGCAUGUGCACUUGCUGGUUUUGUGUGGAUUCAUAUGCCCUCAGAUGAUAUUUAUAAAACCUAUUUCAUAUAUUUAGUUGCGGUACUUAUAGGUUUCGGUGGAGCCGUGAUGUUGGUAACAAGUCUAUCGCUCACCGCUGACCUGGUCGGCUCAAGAACAGAGGCUUCCGCUUUCGUAUACGGUCUCAUGAGCUUUACUGACAAACUCGCAUGCGGUGUCGCAAUAGCCCUCAUACAAGUUUAUGCAGAUGGUUCCGGAGUGACAUACUAUCGCGACGUAUUAUCAUGGGUGUGUGGAGGCAGUGCCAUCUCUGGUCUGGUUCUUACUCUCCUGUUACCUAAAUUGGACUCUGGCAGUUCCAGUUUAAUAGAACACUCUUCCAUCAAUUCCCAAGACAGGUCCACUUCAACCCCUGCAGAUGUACUAUAAUGCUCAAAAAGUGACAAAGUCAAAUUUAUCUAGGUAAAUUAAGUUGUGAGAUUUUGAAUCUGCAGACUAUUCAGUGAUAUUAUUAUAUUACAUAUAUAUUAUUUUGUAGUUAUAUAAAUAUUUAAUAAAUGACUAUGAUUUAUGAAA